Molecule: messenger RNA, 3421 nt
Organism: Larimichthys crocea (large yellow croaker)
Lineage: Eukaryota; Metazoa; Chordata; Actinopteri; Sciaenidae
Product: ubiquilin-1
Exons: 11
Coding region: 179-1930 (583 amino acids)
Biological process (GO): ubiquitin-dependent protein catabolic process
Cellular component (GO): cytosol
Molecular function (GO): polyubiquitin modification-dependent protein binding
Source: RefSeq, a predicted model, not a curated record
CAUAUAAAUCAGAGUAGAAAUGUCGAUCAUUAUGACUGAUUUUGUGGUGUAAUAUAUCUUUAACUCAUGUUAUAACAUAAAGGCUUGAAAUAAUUUAAAUAGUCUGCUCGCAGUGUCAUCCAUGUAACGAACAGGACAUUAUAAAGUGAUAAUAAAAAAGAUGUAGGAUUUCUCCACCAUGCGCAGUCGGGUCAGAGCUGGCGUAACAUCCACAACAACUUUCUGCCGAGUCAUCGGGACAGACACGCACCUCCGGCCCGACAACUGCGCGUUUCUCUCCAGGUCCGCUCAUCCAUCGUUGGCACCGGACAGGACUGAGAUGUCAGGCGCGGUGAAAGAUGAACCGAGAGCACCGAGUGAUCGUCAGAGGUGUGAAAGGAUCCACGUUGCAGUCAAAAGUCUCACGGAGAGCAAAGACUACACCGUCAGAGCAGGCUGCACCGUCAGACAGCUGAAAGGAGGUCUAGCAGAGCGCAUGGGAGUCCCAGCAGAGCAGCUGGUACUGAUCCACUCCGGCCGGGUGCUCAGAGAGUCAGAACUCCUGAGUCACCUUAAAGGACAAGAUGACUCAGUCAGCAUCUGCAUGAUCCAAAGGCCUCAGCAUUCAUCUCCUGCACCCACCAAUGAUCCAGCUCCAGAAACAGUCCAGUCAGACCUCACAGUCCUUCUCAACCCUGAUAACUUCACACCAUCUCCUACCUCUCCCCUGUGCCUGGUGGAAGGUCUGGACAAUCUAGGCCUAACAAACAGCGGUCCCGGCUUCUUCCCUGCUCUCCAGCGCCAGAUGGAGAGCCAGUUGCUAGCUGACCCAGAGAUGAUGUGUCGUCUCCUGAACAGCCCUUUUGUUCAGAACACCCUUUCCAACUCCAGCCCUCAACUAGCCAGACAGCUCAUUCAGUCUAAUCCCCAAAUUCAGCAGCUCUUGCAGACAAACCCAGAGGUGGAAGAUAUGCUUAACAACACAGGUGUCAUCACGCAGGUGCUGGAGCUAAUCAGAAACCCUGACAUGAUAGAGGAAAUGAUGCAUCAUGGUGACAGAGCAUUAGACAAUUUGCAGCCAGAGCAGGGCAACCCUGAAACCACUGGUGAUUCUGAUUCUGGCUUUCAGAACACUGACACAAAAAGGCUCAAAUUAUCGCAGACCCAAACAGUGGUACCCCCAGUGGUGACUACAUCAUCUGAGCAUCAACAGCCAGCUGAAAAAGAAAGCAAGCAGACUCCACCCUUCUCUAGUCACUCUACAGAUCCUCUCAGAGGACUGACUGCCACGCCCAGAGCUGAUCCAAACCCUCAGAGCACGGUUACUGCAGGCAUGCAGUCGCUGCUAGAGGAGAUCACAGCCAGUCCAGGACUGAUGGAGAGCCUGCUGUCUGGGCCGUAUGUCAGCAGCCUGUUGAAUUGCCUCAGCCAGAACCCUGACCUGGCUGCUCAGAUGCUGCUGAGCCACCCUUUGUUCUCAGGAAAUCCUCAGCUGCAGCAGCAGAUGAGAGAGCAGAUCCCUCUCUUCCUGCAACAGAUGCAGGGUCCAGAGCUGCUGUCAGCCAUGUUAAACCCCAGAGCCAUGGAGGCUCUGCUACAGAUCCAGCAGGCCUUACAGACUCUGGCUGCAGAGGCUCCUGCACUGAUACCCACAGCUGGUCUUGGAAACAUCGGAGCCAAUGCUAAUACUGCCCCUGAGCUGGGAUCUAACAACCAAUCAGGAAGUGGUCCUGGGGUUGCCACGGUGACUGAGCGGCAGCAGCAGCAGUUUGUACAACAGAUGCUACAGGCGCUGGCUAACAGCAAUUAUGGGGUCCAUGGUGAGGAGUUCCAGGAAGAACUGGAGCAGCUGAGCUCAAUGGGCUUCGGAGACAGACACGCUAAUCUUCAGGCCCUGAUCAGCACAGGAGGGGACCUCAACACUGCUGUACAACAUCUGCUCAACCUCUGACACACACACACACACACACACACACACACACACACACACACACAAACAAAUGUUGAUCUGUGCACAUAUACAUAUGUAUCUGAAUGCACACGUACUAAUAUGUAAGCUUCACCUAAGCUGAAACGUAAUAAUAGUGAUAAAAAGUGCUUCACAAAAAAAAAAAAGCCAUAUUUAUAGUGCAGUACUAUAAGAUACUUAUAUCCAUUCCUCAAUUUCCAAUACUAACCUCUGUCUGCAGUAGUUAGUAAGGGUCUGUACAGGUAGUUAAAUCCACCACCCAUAUGUAGACUUGUAGCAAUCACAUACAUAUUCAGAGGUAGGCCAUGAAUUAUUAAUGUCUGUGCAACACUACAAAGCUCAGGCCUCUUUUCAUCUUACCACCUGGCCAGUAAUGAAUGCUUGUAACACCCAGAGACUGAUCAGAUGUCCUGGUUCACACCUUCAUUCUCAACAGUCCUUUGCUGCUCUUGUCUUGUCUACACAUCGGAUAAUUACAAUUUGUCUCCAAACUUAGACUUAGCUCCAAAAGAUGGAUGACUUUGCACGAAGCCAAAAGGGGCUUGAAUGUCAACGUUUAUCUCAAGGCCACACAGGCAGAAAAAGUCUGAUUCGCACAGUUAAUCUUCUCAAGAAACUCUCACAAGAAAAAUUAUAUCGGGCGUGAAAAAAUGGAUUUGGGUCCAAAUCUUAGGGGGAAAAAAAUGUAGUUCUUCUGAAACUUCCAACACAGCCUGUCCUGAUAAUAAUUUACUUUACAUUGAUGAGGCUGGUCUUUAAAAACCCUUUGUGCCUAACUAUCAUUCACUGCACUGACUAAAACCUGAGAUUUGUUGUUAUAUCCAGUAAAUACACUAUGCUAUGGUGUUAUUGUGCCAUAAGGAGUGGGUGCACUGUGUCCCUUUGGAUUUCACUACAAAACAACUAACUGAGCCACAUACUUUCACUCAUCUAGCUGGUUUGUAAUCAAAAAAAUGAAUUAAUUACUUUUUGUGUCAGGCAACAUAAUUCUGUUGUCCCACAUUUAUGUAUUUAUGCACAUUUUAUCUCAAAUUUAUGAUAAUGUCCUUCUUUGUAAAGCAUGUUAUGUUCCCUUCAUGUCUCUGUGGUUAUUGUAGUGUUACCAGUUACCAGUGAUAGGGUUCACCAUACAGUUAAUUAAAAAAAAUGGCUGCUCUAAAUUUCAUUAUCGAUUAAUCUGUCGUUUUAAUCAGUUUUUCUUUCUUGGUUGAUAUGUUAUAUAUCAUUUUAUCUAUAAUAUGUCCGAAAAUAGGAAAAAUGUCUUUCAUAGCUUCCCAGUGAUAACUUUAAAAUACUUGUUUUGCUCAGCUAAAAGUCCGAAAAUGUUAAAUUUGUAAUCAUAUUAAACAGAGAAAAGCAAAAAUUAAAUCGUCACAUUUAAGUAGCAGAAAACACGUAACACAUACUCAGAGUUGGUGUAGUGAUCACGAGCGUCACAUGACAAUCUCAAUAAAGACAUAAGCCAAACACAAA